AUCAGGUGGAGUCCAGUGAGACGGUACCAGAAGCUCAGAGCAUUUAUAACUCCAAACUGGGUGGAAGUUUCACCAAACAGCAGCACUUCAUCUCCUUCACUUUGACUCUGCUGGUGGACAUCAGCUCAGAGUUCCUCAUCAUGUCUCUGUGUGUUGUCAAGAUCUCCUGGAUGGUCUUUGUCCUCUUCAGCAUUGGAGCUUGUCUUCCUGCUAAACAAGGUCAAAGUGGAUCUGGAGUUGGACCUGCUGGUUCUGGCUACAGCAGCACUUCUGGUUCCAGUGUUGGUUCUGGCCCAGAUGGGAACCUGUUUGACCAGCAGCUCGCCAGCAUUGCUCGCUUCCUUGCAGAGAUCCUGAGCUUCAGGCCCAACCGUCCUUUCCCUCGUGAAGCCUGGACCUCUGAGCAUGUUCCUGUUGGCUCUGUUGAGCAGCGCCCUCUGUACCCUUCAUCCCACGUGGUCCAGUCCAGCAGCGGCUACCAGCGAGCUCGGGACUUCAGUUCUGAUGCCAAAUACACUACGGAUAUCUUUGACCACCUGGAUGUAGAUGGAGGCAAACAAGGUGGAUCCUCAAAGACUGGAUCUAAGGGACAGAAGGGUUACUGAGGCUGACUGCUGAAUGAAAUUGUAGAUUUAAUAAAGUUCUAGUUGUGGUGUUUAAA
Oryzias melastigma (Indian medaka) is the source of this 661-nucleotide messenger RNA. RefSeq lists its product as uncharacterized. Lineage: Eukaryota; Metazoa; Chordata; Actinopteri; Beloniformes; Adrianichthyidae. The transcript is spliced from 4 exons. The coding region runs from base 141 to 605 and encodes 154 amino acids. The record is from RefSeq and is a predicted model, not a curated record.